This is a messenger RNA of Lates calcarifer (barramundi perch), 5494 nucleotides long. It is a transcript of the gene b3gat1a, whose product is annotated as beta-1,3-glucuronyltransferase 1 (glucuronosyltransferase P) a. NCBI's taxonomy places the organism in Eukaryota, Metazoa, Chordata, Actinopteri, Centropomidae. The transcript is spliced from 9 exons. Gene Ontology annotation, molecular function: galactosylgalactosylxylosylprotein 3-beta-glucuronosyltransferase activity. Gene Ontology annotation, biological process: carbohydrate metabolic process; chondroitin sulfate proteoglycan biosynthetic process. Bases 1007 to 2146 code for a protein of 379 amino acids. Gene Ontology annotation, cellular component: Golgi membrane. The record is from RefSeq and is a predicted model, not a curated record.
AGUCCCCCAGCAUAAGCACAUUCACAGAUGUCUCUAGCACGCGUGGAGCAGUCUCAUCCCGUCAGGACAGAGCAGCCUGCUUCUGUGUGAGCCAACGAGCCGCGGACAGAGAGAAACACAGAGGGACAGGGAGAUACAAAGAGACGUAGAGAGGAGAAGGGAGGGAGGGAUAGCAAAAGAAAGAAGAGGUGAAGAGCCACGGAGCGAAACACAUACAUCGUUGCCACUCUGACGUCUCCUCUCAUGCUCCUGCUUCAGCGUGUGUGAGUGCAAGAAGAGCAGAGAGGGACAAGAGGAAAAUAAAUCCGGAGAGCUUGUGUUUUAUAUCCCCUUCUUCUUUUUUUUUAUCUCAAUCAUCCAAGCCAUGAAGGCGGGUGUCAGCUGGCACGGCAGAAUAAAAGAAGGGGAUGCUUUGAAUGCUGCCUCUCUCUUGACAAGGGACAAGGAAGAGGAAGCGGGGGACAACACGCAGCAGGGACAAAAACAGGAUUUCUAGAAUGAAUGGGAGUCCUUCUGCCGCAUGCACUGGGAAUAGCAGUCUCACACUGAAGUCUCUGAAUGAGGGGCCAGCCCUGAGGACGUGAAACUUGUUGGGAGAGUUUGGAUGUCACAGGCGACACAGCUUCCGCUGCAUUUAGACCACCUUCAGCUGCACACAUCGCUGCUCUCCAGACGACGGCACCAAUUAAGGCAGGCUUGAGACGAAGAGUUGUGACAGUAUCCGACAACACCAACGCAAAGAGGAAAGGAAUACACUGGAGGAGGGGCCUGCGCUUGCUGCAGACGGGCAGAGAACUGCUUGUCUGGACUUGGAGUUGCCUGUCUGCGUGAGUAGACGCAGCAGAGCAAGAAGAAAAAGAAAUGGCCGGCUGACUUGUCAAGGAGGAUGUCACCACAACAUAUCUCGUCCAGUAUGCAGUGUGGCCUUCCCAGCUGCGCAUCACCAGUGGUGCCAUGAUCCAGUUGUAACUGUGGGUAAUGCCGAGCCAAAUAACCAAUCCUGGAGAUGCCGAAGAGAAGAGAUAUUCUUGCCAUCGUGUUGAUCGUGUUACCCUGGACUCUGCUCAUCACUGUUUGGCACCAAAGCGCUAUAGCUCCACUCCUCGCCAUUCGCAAGGCCUGUCACCACCUAGUAAAAGAGAUCUUUAUCAUUCCAGAGAGGCUUGCAGUCCGCCACCACCGGCUCUCAGAUGAUGGUGUCGAGGGCAAGAGGGAGGCAGGUGGCCAGGCGCAGGACUCCAAAGAAUACUGUGCCUCAGAUAAGGACAUUGUGGAGGUGGUGAGGACAGAGUAUGUGUAUACGCGGCCUCCACCCUGGUCCGAUGUGCUGCCCACCAUCCAUAUCAUCACCCCCACAUACAGUCGACCAGUGCAGAAAGCGGAGCUGACGCGGCUGGCAAACACCUUCCUCCAUGUUCCCAACCUGCACUGGAUCCUGGUGGAGGACUCCCAAAGGAGAACGCCUCUUGUUACACGGCUCCUACGAGAAACAGGGCUUAACUACACCCACCUCAAUGUGGAGACACCCAGGAACUAUAAGCUGCGGGGUGACACCCGGGACCCCAGAAUCCCUAGGGGGACCAUGCAGAGGAAUCUGGCCCUGCGAUGGCUGAGGGAGACCUUCAAUGCCAACAGCAGUCAAGCUGGAAUCGUCUACUUUGCUGAUGAUGACAACACAUACAGCCUGGAGCUGUUUGAGGAGAUGAGAUCGACCAGGAAAGUUUCAGUGUGGCCUGUGGCCUUUGUGGGUGGCUUGCGGUACGAGUCCCCCAAGGUCAAUGCAGCUGGAAAGGUCUACGGCUGGAAGACUGUGUUCGACCCCCACCGCCCCUUUGCCAUCGACAUGGCUGGCUUUGCCAUCAACCUGAGACUCAUCCUCUUCAAGCCACAGGCGUAUUUUAAGCUUCGUGGGGUGAAGGGAGGCUACCAGGAGAGUAGUUUGCUCCGGGAACUGGUCACACUCAAUGACCUGGAGCCCAAAGCAGCCAAUUGCACUAAGAUACUUGUUUGGCACACGAGAACAGAGAAACCCGUCCUCGUGAACGAGGGGAAAAAGGGAUUCACAGGACCCCAAUGUGGAGAUUUGACUGUUUUCUCUCAGUCCAAGGUGGUCGGCCUUGGACUUGCAGAGGAAGAAAACAGCUGAGUCCCAUAGAUAAGUGCAACCAGCGCUCAUGUCUUAAUCACCAGAAAAAAAGGAAGUGGGAGCCUUUGAAAGGGGGAUUUAACCCUCUUGACUGAAUCUGACAUUUUUCAAAAAUGAACUAAAACAGUACAAAUGUAUCAUAUGAAAGCACAGAUAAGUGAGAGGGGGAGGUUAUUUGUUGGGAUUAAAGUGCAGAGGAGGACCACAUAAAGGACACCUCACAGGGGUCGGUACGGAGAAUUGUGACCUGCACCCUUGGCUUAGGACAACUUAACAAAAGAGACAGCACAACAUGAAAGGCAUACAGCCAGUGGAUUCAACCAAACAAGCAAGAAUAUCCUUCACCUCAAAGAACACUUAGGGAAAUAAAACACAUACUGUCUGGAUCUGCACAUGGUACAAAAGAGAAAUGCCUCUUGGAUUUUAAGGACAUGGCCUACAUCAUCAGCCUGGAUAAAAACACGACUCCAAGGACAUAUCUCGUGGAUUUUCCUUUGAGCAAACACAAACAUAGCAAGGGAUGGAAUGUUCUUUUGAUAACUAUGAAAUGUUUGCUUUAAUUUAAUUGGUUUGGCACUUGACAUACUUGCUAGUUAAAUACUACUGACUCUUACCUACAUUUGCUCCUGGGUUAUCGUUGUUCAUUUUCUAGUGUCAUUGUAACCCAUGCAUUCAAGCCACCCCAUACACUUGAAGAUUGAUUUGUUCCCCUUAUUGUGCUUGGGAGCUGAAACAUAUGUGUAAAACAUCCAAAUCGUAACACUCUUCGUAGCAAUUUAAAAAAAGAAAAAAACACACACACACAAACAAUGUUGCCGUGUUGGCAAUAUGUGUAAAUAGUAAUUCAACAUGAGAACAAUCAGAGGAAAAAAUUUUGACAAAAGCAUUGUAAUUACUGUAUUUAUAUGUAAAAAGAAAGAAAAGAAAAAAAAAACAAAGUCCCUUCACCCCACACAACAAGACACAGGUUCACUCUAGGUUCAACACAUGGGAAGAGUAAUAGCACAUCACUUUCAUUUGGUAACAUUUGGUCAUGAGGCAUAGACAAGAACAUCAAAUCAGCUACAUGUAAGACUUAUGAGCGCUGAUGUUAGUUUUUGUUUUCAGUGUCAUUCAUUGACAUUGCGGGGAAACAGUGUGUCAUUUAAUAUUUCCUCUUGUCUAUUCACACUCAUAUAUGUAUACAUACAUGAGCCACAGGUUUACAAGGGUAGGCUGUGUGCAACAAUUAAAAAAGCGCAGGAUGACACAGCAUCAACGCCCACAAAUUUGGUUUUAAUAGGCUUGUCAGUCCCUCUCCUCUCUGAAAAAUAUACUUUAAAUCAUAAAUUUAGGCACUCAGGCUACAACUCACCUCCUGACAGCUGGUGUAAGCUAUGAAUAAUAGAUGAAAAUAAUUUAUGCAUGGCCCCAAAAUAUGUUGUUUUUUUUCUGUAAAAAUGUCCAUAUAUGAAAAUAGACUAUACAUGCUAUACUCUGAAGUGACAGCAGGCUAAAGAAAAGCACAACAAAAGUAAAAAUCUUAUUUUUUUUUUUGCCAAUGAUUUGGUAGCAAUGUUGCCAUCUUUAGUUUUGUGGACUGAUGCCGGUAUCUCCUCGGUUCUUUCUAUAUUAGCAUCCAUCUGUUGUACAUGAACUGGAUCACAGAAGGGAGUCACUGCAGCUUUAACGAUAGUCAUCAGUAGCUAUGACGCUGUAUGCCUGAACACUGUAACAAAGUUAUUCUACACCUCAUAUAAUAGAUUCUCUCCUCUACUUGAUAAAUCAUCUGUCUAGUGCAAUACACAGUGGUGGCUCUUAUCUAACAUUGCCCAGCAGAAGUAGCUCGAGAUAAUUCAAACACUGAGCCUCUGUACUGGUGCCAGAUUAUCUGUGUACCCCCCCCCAACCACCACCAUCCCUCACCCCUUCAACACACACGACCCAAAAUACACUGCUGCAGUAUGAAAACUUACAAAGACGUUACAGCCUCUUGGGCUCAUCAGCCAGAGAAACCAUGUUAUUACAUAUUUCACUUGGAAUAUGAUAAGAAACGCAUUCAGACAAUGGCUGUAUUGUAUCUCUCAUCAAACUGGCUCUUUUCAUUGACUGCAUGAUAUUACACUGCACAGGGUUCAGCCAUGGAGAUCACAGACUAUCUUUGGAUUUGUUCUAUUCUUCAACUGGCCUCCCAUUAUUUAUUAAAGAUCAAAUUUAAUAUAUUUAUGUAUUUAUUUCAAGUGUGGAUGUGCAAUUAAACCAUUGCAGUGUUUGCCCAUAAAAUCUGUAUUUCUCCAGCUGCUCUCAAAAAUAGCAUGCACACAUGUUAUACUGUACACAGGGAUUAUCAUAUGGAUCAAUAAUGGGUCAGCACUACCAGCAGGCAGACACACACACCAUCAAUUUUAUGGCACUGCUGUGGAUCUCCUUGAGUGGUCAGCUUUUAAUCUAAAUGAAUGAUGAAUCCAUUGGAACGUUUUUUCACACUGAAACAAAUUAAGAAUUGUAGUCCAAAAUGGAAAAAUGCCAGUGUGUAAACAACUUAAUUUGAACACUAUCAUUUAAAAAGGAUGCACAACUUGUUUUCAUUUUGUGCUAACAGGUUUUCCUGAAUGUUGUAGUAUAUCAUUUACUUUUCAAGUGAAGCUAAAUUCCUGCUCUCAUCUUAUCCUAAGUGUCGCUCUGGUAAAGAUACAAGAAAACAAAUGUCAUGUGGCACACAGAUCAACGUGGUUGGAUUGGUGAAAUGAGAUUCUGUGAUGUUACUCACUGUGGUGUGUCCUGAAGCAGCUGAACAAUUCAAAAGGCCUCACCUUGAAAGUGAUGUUACAAUGCUGUCCGACAUCUUAUUUGAAAUGACUCGGACUCCAACAGAUGAUGCAUCAAGCAAUAGCCUAUCUAAGGAAUUAGUCUACAAGAACCAACCAACCUACCAUCAACUUUAGCAGUACAGGUUAUCCAGUAUUUAAUGUCAGUUAAUGAGCAUUACCCUCUGAGGGCUUCUCUAUGGCACAAUACACUUUACACACAAGUCCUCUCUUUUCCUCAUCCCCACCGUCAUGUUCCAGCCUCAUGUGAUUCACAUUUUAUGCAUGUGACUCUUAAGGUUGUUUAUUUGCCACAGCAGUUCUGUCUCAGAGAAAGAUGUUAGUUGAAUCAAGAGAAAUAAACAACUGAGAAGAACCUCACCUGGUCCUGAGUAUUCUGUCUUUAUACUCUGUUUCCCAAGUUCCUUCCCAAAAUGCUUGUCUUACAUAAAUAUGUGAUUAUGCUAACCUAACAUUUGGUCUAUCGUGUAAUGUUUUGUAAUUUAUGUAAAUGUCACUUUAAAUCUUUUAGUUAACAUGUGUAUUAAACAGCAUUUCAUCA